AUGAGAGCCGCCAGAGAAAAGAUCCCCCUGGAACAGUUGGGAAUCACUGAGCUGCGACCCAGAAGGGCCCUCACGGGCGCCCUCAUCCUUGAGGUAGUAGGCGACAAGGAGGGCGUCAAGGCCAAUUCCCUGGCGGAAAGACUGAGCGAAGCCUUGGCGGGAAAGGAGGGUGUAACCAUCAACCGCCCGUACAAGAAGGCUGACCUCAGGAUUCGUGAUCUGGACGAGUCCGUGUCCGCCAGGGAUAUAGCACAGGCUAUCGCGAGGAUCGGCGAAUGCUCCGCCGAACUGGUCAAGGUGGGCGAAAUUAAGUACACCCCAGGAGGAAUGGGUACGGUCUGGGCGCAGUGCCCGCUGACGGCAGCGAAGAAAGUGACGGCCUCGAAAAGAAUUCGGUGCGGCUGGUUAUCGUACCGGGUGGAGGCACUACCCCCUCGAGGCCUGCAAUGUUACAGGUGUCUGGGAGCAGGUCAUACAGGUGCCAAGUGCACAAGCUCGGCGGACCGCAGCAACUGCUGCUACCGCUGCGGCGGGGUAGGUCACAGGGCGAACGCCUGUUCCCUCCCGCUGGAAUGCCCAACAUGUAAGGAGGCAGGAAGAAACGCGAGCCACAAGAUCGGUUCAGUGAGCUGCAUGAUUGGCCCGGGCGGUGGCAAGAAGCGGUUGGCUGCCGCGAACCCAGCGAAGGUGAGCAACCAGGCGGAACAGGAGAGACCUGGACGCCCCACAUCUAGACCAACGGAGACGAGGAACGCUCAGCUUCCGUUGUCGGGGGCGGAACAAUUGCCACCUCGAGAGAGAAGGCUUUCCCGGGAUCAGAUUGAACGGGAACAGACGGCCAUGCAGGUGGAUCCGGUGCCAGGGACGAGUUCGGGCUUGGAGGAGGCCCUCAAUCAUCGAGUUAAUGGGUCAUAG
Trachymyrmex septentrionalis is the source of this 915-nucleotide messenger RNA. RefSeq lists its product as uncharacterized. The record is from RefSeq and is a predicted model, not a curated record. Gene Ontology annotation, molecular function: zinc ion binding; nucleic acid binding. NCBI's taxonomy places the organism in Eukaryota, Metazoa, Arthropoda, Insecta, Hymenoptera, Formicidae. The transcript has a single exon. Bases 1 to 915 code for a protein of 304 amino acids.